UUAACAAGUGCUUAAUUAACUUCAAUAAUAAAAUAUAAAGGAAGUUUAGUAAAUUACUCAUUCAUUACUAAAUGUUCAAUCAUCUCAUCAACCGCGCGAUAAUCCUGUUUGUUUUAAUUAUCUAUAUUAGCAUAAUGUAUUGGACAUUGAACAAUAAUGAUGUUGGUUAUACGAUGAAGAAAAAGGAAAUAUGCUGUAAAUAUAAAUUAGAUAUAAGUGAAAAAGAAUAAAUAAUGAAAUUAUUAUUAAAAAUAUUACUCAUAUACAACGUUUAUUCCCGUUUGAAUCAAGAAAUACCAUAGAAUAUAAUAAUCAAAAAGCCACAACAUAUAUGAGAAAUGCCUAUGAUUAUAUUAUCAAACAAUUAUGUCAAUUUCAUAAAGAAUUAAAUAAAACUAUUAGCAGACAUGAUUGCUGUACAAUGAACUUUGAUUAUAAUUAUUGUUUGAAUGAAUUGAAUUCACUUGGUUCCAUGCCUAAAGUAUACAGUCGGAGGAAUUCACCAGCAGGUCAACUACCGGAUACACCAUCAAAUACGACUUGUAAAUUAAGUAAUGGAAAACGCAAAAAAUUAUACGGUUUGUUGAAAGAAUGGAUAAGUAUAGCUGAAAAAUAUAAAAUUAUAUGGUGGAUAACGUUUGGAACAUUGUUGGGAUCAAUAAGAAAUAAUGACAUUAUCCCAUAUGAUCAUGAUGUGGAUGUGGCUGUCUUAGACACAUAUGAACCAAUCAUAAGAAAACUGGCAGAUGAAUCAAAGCAGUCUCCUUCAGGAAAUUUUAGAAUUGUGACACGUCCAGGUAAUUACUGUGUAUAUGACAGAGGAUCACGAACCAGUUGUUAUGGUUAUCCAGUUCCAAUAGGAAUUGACGAGUGUUCAUUUUGUCUACCAGUGGCAAGAAUAGUUCUUAGUAAAUCUACAUUUUUAGACUUAUUUUCAGCACGUGUUGAAUUGCGUUUAAACACGCAUGGUGAAUUAAUUGAUUUUGGUAUAUUUGAUGAAGGAUAUAACAGUGAAACUAAUGGAAUAAAAUACUAUCCUUUAAUUAUAUAUUCCCUUUGUCGAAAUGUUUAUUUAUGGAUUUAUAUGUUCCAUGUCCUAGACAAUCUGAUUCACUUUUAUCUCUAUUCUAUGGGAAUAAUUAUAUAA
Trichobilharzia regenti is the source of this 1147-nucleotide messenger RNA. The record is from the annotation of a GenBank genome assembly. Lineage: Eukaryota; Metazoa; Platyhelminthes; Trematoda; Strigeidida; Schistosomatidae.